This is a messenger RNA of Exophiala oligosperma, 1474 nucleotides long. RefSeq lists its product as uncharacterized. The transcript has 4 exons. Bases 286 to 1308 code for a protein of 340 amino acids. NCBI's taxonomy places the organism in Eukaryota, Fungi, Ascomycota, Eurotiomycetes, Chaetothyriales, Herpotrichiellaceae. The record is from RefSeq and is a predicted model, not a curated record. Gene Ontology annotation, molecular function: S-adenosylmethionine-dependent methyltransferase activity. Gene Ontology annotation, biological process: methylation.
AUUAAAGGAAUUUCCAAGAGUGACGGAAUCUUUGGUCGAAUCAGUGAUAGCGGGACGAUCGAACAUUUCCUCCACCUCCACCUCAUCUAAUACGUCAACGAACAACGACUUGGAUCUUCCCCUUGUUGUUCCUGCAUAUUGACAUUUACCAACCAUCAUUCACCGGUCGAAAUAGAAAGUACCGAGGUACACGAGCUAUCGGUACAUCGAGAUCAAGUAUAAGAUCCCUCAUCUACAGAAACGAGAGAGCUGUCCAUCUACCGUACCACCUACAAAGAUCGAACAAUGGGUGACCCCGCGACACCUGUAGCUGUACCAGAACCUCCCACUGCUACGAGUACGAGUAUAAACAACAAGGCUCUCGAGACCCAUGCCGGAGAUCAAUACGAUGUACCUUCGUAUGAACCUCAUUCCUCCUUGGUCGACUUGAAGGAACGUAUAAGACAUCAUUAUGAAUUGGCUUCAGAUUAUUAUUAUUCUUUAUGGGGCCAACACAUCCACCACGCCUACUUUCUCAACCCGACCGACACCAAAGAAACGGGUCAAACCAAUUUGAUCAAUCUCCUUUUGGAAAUCUCAUCCCUCGACCCGUCUACCACCGUUCUCGACGUCGGUUGUGGCAUAGGAGGCACCACUCGUCACCUGGCCCGCGACCAUGGCUGUACCGUCACCGGCAUCACCAUCAGUGGUCGUCAAGUCCAAAUUGCAACUCGUCUGACCGGCGAAGAUGCCAGCAGCGGCCCAUCUCAAAAUUCUGGCGACAACGGCUUUACCGGUAUCGGCACCCGGAAUGGUCGUGUCAAAUACAUCGAACUCGAUGCCGAAAAGAUGCAAGAUCACUUCUCCCCCGAGACUUUCGACUGUGUCUGGAUUUCCGAAGCCUUGAGUCAUUUCCCUGAUAAACCAUUGUUUUUUCGCAACGCGGCGAGAGUGUUGAAGCCAGGAAAGGGCAAAUUGGUCAUUGCCGAUUGGUUCAAAGCCGAAAACCUAGAUGACAAGGCCAUGGAGGAUGACAUCAAACCUAUUGAGGAUGGCAUGUUGCUCCCUCCACUAUGUACACAAAAGGAUUAUGUGUCCAUGGCGGAGAGUGCCGGACUCAAGGUUCUUCACGAACCGAAGGACAUAAGUAAAGAUGUUGCAAAGACAUGGGACAUUUCAUGGGACCUCAUCGCUUCCCCUUCACUGUGGGCAUUUGCCAUUUCCCAAGGUCGGGACGGCUUGUCGUUCCUCCAGGCCUUCCGGGCCAUGCGUAGAGGUUACGCCAAUGGGACAUUUAGAUACGCCGUCAUGGCUUUUGAAAAGCCUUGACCUUCCUCCCACCCCCACAGCACCGCUAUAAUGGAAGGUGAAGGUCGAAGAACUUGUAGGACCACAUCCACCCCUCCCAUCUCCUCUUCCAUCGUACAUACAUACAUGAAUACAUACAUGCACAUCCAUCUUCAUACCACGACAAGAUCUAUAUACACAAAUCAAU